This is a messenger RNA of Sabethes cyaneus, 4082 nucleotides long. RefSeq names its product transcription factor Ken 2 (gene ken). The record is from RefSeq and is a predicted model, not a curated record. Bases 1142 to 3181 code for a protein of 679 amino acids. Gene Ontology annotation, molecular function: DNA-binding transcription factor activity; RNA polymerase II cis-regulatory region sequence-specific DNA binding; protein binding. The transcript is spliced from 8 exons. Gene Ontology annotation, cellular component: nucleus. Gene Ontology annotation, biological process: regulation of transcription by RNA polymerase II. NCBI's taxonomy places the organism in Eukaryota, Metazoa, Arthropoda, Insecta, Diptera, Culicidae.
CCGAACAGGACAAAUCGUUUGUGACGUCGUUCUUUUUCUUUCGCCCUUUGCUUUCUCGAACGGUUCUGACCGGGGUUGAUUGAGCGAGUCAGUGUGUCCGGUCCGAGCUUAGGAGCUCCAGUGUGUGGGGUGCUCCGGAAGGCUUUAUUGGCCAAUCAAACGGUUUAGAAUUUCCGAACUCUCUGGAUAUCUGCGAACAUGCACACUGCUAUUGUUCACUGAAGAAAGUGUUGCCGCCGCGAUCAUAUGCAGCCGCGGUAUCAAACGCUGUCAAAGUUUUGCUUGGGAAGUCGGCGGAAGCGUCAGCCGAAAAUUUGAACCAAAAAUUGUGCAAUAAUUAUCCGGUGGAUCCCAGCAGAAUGACGUUUCGAAGAAAGAGUGAUCUUCCCGAAGGUGUUAUUACGGUUGAAACCGACGGGUGACAAGUAGUCGAACGUGUUGUGACAGCUGAAUUUAAGUGAAAAUUUUCAGAAAGCUUGUAUGGUGUCUAAACUAUUGUUUGGAAUUCUACAAAUACAAUGAAAUAAGUUUAAAAGUUGAUUUUUUAGUGCAAAAAGAAAAGAAGUAAGCAACUGUCAGUAGUUUUGACAGAGUGACCAAGUAACUCGGUAGGUGUGGAUCGGAUCAUGAAUGGUUGAUAGAACCAACAGUGACAAAAACGGAAAAGGGUUACGCAAAAGGAAACCAGUUCCAAGUAAAAGGAAAAAUCAACGAUCGCCGGAAUUCUUCACCAAGAGCAUCGCGAGGGAACGCUGAGCUGAAGUCCACCGUAGAAAGCGUGAUCCCCUUCCGCAUUGGCCACAUCCAUCCACCCAACCGAACAGUGAACAGCGCCGCCGGAACAUCGCAUACGCGCUGGCAACGCUGCUGAAUUCGUCAACAUUCCCUACACCAGUCCAACCCGUUCAUCCCGAGGUGGCCAGUAGCGGCGACGGCGGUGGUGAUAGCAAACAGAACACAUUCCCAUUCACAAUCGACUACCGCCACCCUCCAAGUACCGCUGUUUCCCGGAUCCAGAUCUCCUCGCCAUCAUCGUCAUCAGCAUCAUCACUCACCAUCUUCAGUCGGGUUGCCUUCAAACGAAUUGCGACUUCUUGGAGCUUUUUGGCAGCUGGGCAGUACGCAAAACGCGAUCGUGUAAAUGCUUGAAGUUACGAUGCUGACGCUGCAUUAUCACAAACACGGCGAGUGCAUACUCCAGGAAAUCGGUGCAGCAUUCCGGGGCGAGCAUGCGACAGACCUUCUGCUGAUCUGCGAUGGCAAUCAAACGUUCCGUGCGCACAAGCUGGUACUGGCAGCGGCCAGUCCACUUAUCCGAAUGAUCCUGGAGGAAACGCCAGUCCUAGAUGGCAUCACGACAGUGUACUUUCCGGGCGUUCAAGUGUACUACUUUCGGCUACUGCUCGAUUUUCUCUAUUCCGGUCAGGUGUACGUGCGAUCUGUCGACGAAUACCACCACCUGCAAGGUCUGCUAGCACUACUGCAGAUCAAGGCCAGUAUUUGGAAGAAGAGUGACGGUUCCAACGACAAUGAUUCCCGUAAAUGUGAACCGCACGUGGAUAUCAACCGCAACGAAGGGAUCGUGUCCAGCCAUCAUUCGCGGCGGCGUUCCCGGAGUCAGGAUUCGCUGUCCGGCGACAGCACCAAUCCGAAGGUCAGUGUCAAAAGCGAACGCAACUCGGGCAGCUCCGAGGAGGGCGAUCGCGAUGACAACGAGUUUCUGGACGAGGUGGAUGAAGCAAUCAUCAAAAGCAACAACAACCUGCAGCACCAUCAGAUCAGCAGACAUGACGGAGACGACGACGCGGGAGGUGGGAGUGGGAACGACGGAAGUGAACCAGGGGGAGGAGAACGACGAGAUACCAGAGCUGGCUCGACGGCAGAGGAAAGCGCCGGUCGGCCAACGCCGACAAAUUUAAGCGGAGGAAGUAUCGGUGGCUGCGCUGGCAGCUGCCGCCGAAGUGGGAGCGGUGAACGAGACCCGGAGGAAGAAGAAGAUUAUGAGCUGGAUGUUGAAGGUCGUGAUGGCGAGGAGGCGGACAGUGCGGAACGGCGGGAACGGAGGGGCGAAUCGGUGGUCAAUCGAAGAAGAAGCUCGUCGGAUCCGGUUAAUCUGUCGAUCGUGAAAACCCAGGAUGCUGAUUCGGAUGACGCCAAUAUCGAUGUGGAAACGAUAGGAAAUGCUCCGACCAAGAAUCUGCUGCCUCCCCGAUACCUUGACCCAUUCCGUAGCAAACGGAAAGCGUACUACAUGCACCCAGAUGCGGAGAUACCGGACGCUGAAACGCCUGACACUGAGACGCCGGAUAACUACGUGGUGACGCGACGGCCCACGACCACGUGGCGAAAGCGUCGACCUGGUUUCCAUAAUUCGCCUGCCCAGAAUCCGCCCUUCGUACCAAGCUAUCUUGGUUUGGACGACCUAAGGACACGAAAGUGUUUCCUGCCCGCUCCGCCCACGUACCUGCCUGACGUCCGGCCGGGUUCUCCAAACUCCCAGCGGCCCACCGAUAUUGCACUCGCCGGCGGCAACCAUGUCAGCAAUAACAAUAAUAAUAACAACCGGAUACGCCCACCGAGCACCGAUAACAAAUUGGCGGUAGCUCCGUUCGUGUAUCCAUGGCCAACGGCGGCGCUGGCUGGACUGCCGGGAGGACCCGGUGAGCUGCUGGGGCUGCAAUACGUUCACGGAGGACCAAAUGCAGAGACAAGUCCGGCGGAGCUAAUUCAGCAGAUGAAAAACUUUGAGAACAGCCAAGCCGAGCUGAACGCUCGCUCUGGAAACAGUGGAUGCGCAGGAAGCGCCGGAACAGGCGGUGGCAAUGGAUCGGGAGUAGUCGCCGGAAGCGGUAACAUGGGCGGCAAUACGGCUGUUCGUGAAUACCGAUGCGAGUACUGCGGGAAAACCUUCGGUAUGAGUUGGAAUUUGAAGACCCACCUGCGCGUUCACACCGGAGAGAAACCGUUCGCUUGCCGACUUUGUGUGGCAAUGUUCAAACAGAAAGCCCAUCUGCUGAAACAUCUCUGUUCGGUGCAUCGGAACAUCAUCAAUGCACCGGAGGCAGGUGGCCGGUACACCUGCUGUUUCUGUACGCUGUACUUUGAGUCGCUACAGGAACUGGUGCGACAUUUAUCCGGGCACCACAAUAACUUGCUACUAAGCAAGAACCUCCACGAAUGAUACCAGCUAAUGCUGGAUUUGGAUUACUACUACUGCUACCGGUUGGAGAUGUACACCACCCGUUUGUAAGAUAAAUGACGUUUAAAAUUGUGAUAGAAUACAUAACCGUGAAUUCACGUACAUAACACACGCUGGAAUGCUAGGCGAAAAAAUUGGCUAGCAUCCAAGCGAGCUUCGAAUUUAUAACGCGAAACAAACACAACUGUGACCUAACCUCUGUAAAAGACGCCAUCACUGUUCGUUUUUUGGAUACUCGAGUAUACGCAUACAUACUACUAGACAACAGAACCCCUCCAACCCUAGACCCCUAGAACAAAACAUCCGAAUUUUAAAAGACACCCAUCCCCUAUUUGAGGAAUGAUUCACACAAAAAGAGAUUAUUUUUCACACAAUAGUCUACUUGUACGUGAUGGUGGUGGCAUUUCCCCAACGCAAGAAGCGUUCAUCUGUUAUAAACUUUUUUUUGCUUUGUUUCAUACCUUUUUGUUGUAGAACAAAAAAGCACAAUUUGUUAAAUUAAAACUUUUUAUAUGCACACACACGAAAACAAGCAAGAAGCAAUAUCUAAGAUUAAGUCUUUUAUUGUGAAAAGAACAGUAACUUAUUGUUGUUAGAACCUAUGGUGAUACACAAAACCAACCACCUCACUCAGAUUACCAAUAGAAAACGAUACAAGUCAAGUAGAACAGAAAUAUCAACCCGAACCCCCCCAGAAGUACACACAAAACACUCACACACACAAUCACAGAAAUACAUGAAAUACCUACUUAAAGAACGGCACAUUUAAGUUAAGCCUACGUUUGUUCUAAUUAAUUUAUUACAGUUUCAUUCACACCACAACAAACAAGCAAGCAAACAAAAGACACACGUGUGCAACUUGGCGAUAGAACAAGAAAGGAUU